AUGGCUGCGGAAUGUCCACACACAGAGAAGGAUCUAGUGUGUCCUGUGUGCUUGAGCUCAUCCAGGCCUCCAAUCAAUCUGGAUCUAAAGAUAGCAGCAGAUGUCUUCAAAAAGAAGGCAAAGCAGAUCAGGGUCAAAUCUGUGGACCGCUGCUCAAUGCACAAUGAGGAGUUGAAUCUCUUUUGUCGGAAAGAUGCAGAACUUAUCUGUGCUGUAUGCACGUCAUCAAGGAGCCAUGCAAAUCAUGAGUACUGCCCGAUAACUGAGGCAGCAUCAGAAAUAUUGAAAGAGCUCACAACUAGGUACAAUCCCUUGAAAAGGCAUCUUAACAGCUUUGAAAAAUUGAAGGAGAGCUUGGAAGAAAUGGAGGCAUACAUACAGACACAAGCAGCCGAAACUGCAGAAGAAAUAAAGAAAGAGUUUGAAAAGUUACAUGCAUUCCUGAGGGAGGAGGAGUCCGCUCGGUUGAAGGUACUGCAAAAUGAGAGGGACAACAUGACUGAAGCAUUAAAAGAGAGAAUGAAAGAAGUCAAUAAGAAGAUUGAAGAGCUCUCUGACAUCAUAGACUACAUAGAACCCAUCAUAAUGGCAGAUGAUCUAUCAUUUUUAAAGACUGAAUCAACAAGCAAUGCAUUACAGGACUAGUUAUACUGUGGUUGAAUCAGAACACACAACGGGGGCUCUUAUAGAUGUGUUUAAGUACCUGGGAUCAUUAAAGCAUGUCGUCUGGAAAAGGAUGGAAAAAGUUGUCAGUUGCAGCCCUGUCAAGUUUGAUCCAGGCACAGCACAUCCUAACUUGAUCAUUAGUGAUGAACUCACAACCAUUAAAUAUGGUAAAAAACAGCAGCUUCCAGCAGCAGAUGUUGAAGUGGGAGACAACAAAGAGUGGUACAUCGGUGUGGCAAGGGAGUCCAUUAAGAGAAAAACUGCAGUUUUCCUCAACGCUACAGAGGGUUUCUGGAUAAUUGCACUGAGUGAUGAGGACUCAUAUUGGGCUCAGACCUCUCCCCGAACAUGUUUUGACUAUGACACAGUUAAACUUGACUAUGAGAAAGGAAAGGUUUCAUUUUGUAAUGUUGAAGAUGGCAGCAGUAUUUACACAUAUAAAGACAAGUUUACAGACAGAAUCUUUCCUUUUUUUCCACUGGGAUACAGAAGGGGAGCACACUUAGAAUCUGUGCACUUUAGUGUGUCAGCUUGAACAUACAGUAAACCAUUGCUUCAUAGGCACUUAAUAUGCUUCAUAGGCCAUAUCAAAACUAGCUAUCCUAAAAUAAGUGUUUCCACAAAAUCAUAUUAUCACAAAACAUACUGUAUAUAGCGAGGACUUUAAUGGUAUGUGUUCAUUUUCAAAGACUAAUUUCCUUUUGUUUAUGUGUGAGUAAUCUUCUAGUUAUGAGGUAUUGUCUUGCCAGUAUUCAAGUAUGUGAGAGCAGUUUGUUACGUUACAAUGUGUGUGUGUGUGUGUGUGUGUGUGUGCGCGCGCAUAUACAUUAUAUGUAGUUUAUUGGUGUAAUAUAAUUUGUUAUAUAGGUCAGAUCAUGAAGUGUUUUUUGUUUCUGUUUUCCAAAAUCCCAGGUCUGAUGUAAUGUUUACGCAUGGUUAGUGGUUCAAUAAACAUUAUUGAACUUUUGCAGUUUAUCCAAGUAUGUUCUACUGAAGAAGACCCACUUCUUGCAACACUGAAAAUAUGAAACAUGUAGUAGUGCUACAUGGUUUAAAUGGUGGUAGAGAUGCAUGUUUCAUAUUUCUUUAAAACUAUAUACAGGAGCUAAAUGGUUAUUUUUGAUUCAGAACAUGCAGAGCUAUUUUUAGUGCCAAGCAUUUCAAUCCCAUGGUAUCAUCGACACAAGUCAA
Molecule: messenger RNA, 1857 nt
Organism: Xyrauchen texanus (razorback sucker)
Lineage: Eukaryota; Metazoa; Chordata; Actinopteri; Cypriniformes; Catostomidae
Product: E3 ubiquitin-protein ligase TRIM39-like
Exons: 6
Coding region: 1-645 (214 amino acids)
Molecular function (GO): zinc ion binding
Source: RefSeq, a predicted model, not a curated record